CAGGAUGCCUUGAGACACACGCAGCAUCUGGUGGAGGAUUAACAUACAUACAUGUGUAUGUAUGCGUCACGUAUAUAUUUACUGCAAAUGGUGGGGAUCAUUUAGUGCCCGAGAUGGGAGACCUGAAGUCAGGUUUUGAAGAGGUGGAUGGCGUGAGGCUCGGCUACCUCAUCAUUAAAGGAAAGCAAAUGUUUGCCCUCUCCCAAGUCUUCACGGAUCUGCUGAAGAACAUCCCGAGGACGACCGUGCACAAGCGCAUGGAUCAUUUGAAAGUGAAAAAGCACCACUGCGAUCUGGAGGAGUUGCGGAAACUCAAGGCAAUCAACAGCAUCGCAUUCCACGCCGCCAAAUGCACUCUCAUCUCCCGGGAAGACGUGGAAGCACUCUACACCUCCUGCAAAACCGAGCGUGUCCUCAAGACCAAGCGCAGGAGGGUCGGCCGGGCCCUGGCCACAAAGGCGCCGCCGCCAGAGCGCGCCGCCGCCGCCGCCAGCCCCCGCCCGGGUUUUUGGAAGGACAAGCACCAACUUUGGCGGGGCCUGAGCGGAUCCGCGCGGCCCCUGCCAAUCAGCGCGCAGUCCCCGCGCCCGGGCGCCGCCGCCGCGCGCCCCGCCGCCCAUCUACCUCAGAUUUUUAGCAAAUACCCGGGCUCGCACUACCCGGAAAUCGUGCGCUCGCCUUGCAAACCCCCUCUAAACUAUGAAACUGCCCCGCUCCAGGGAAACUACGUUGCUUUUCACUCGGACCCUGCUUAUUUUCGGAGCCUGCUGUGCAGCAAGCACCCGGCCGCCGCCGCCGCCGCCGCCGCCGCUGCCGCCGCCGCCGCCGCCGCCGCCGCCGCCUACUACCAGGCUUCGGCGGCCGGGCCCCAGCCCAAGGCGGCGGCGGCGGCGGCGGCGGCGGGCGCGGGAGGCCCGGUGAGCCUGACCUACCGGUGCAAGCGCAAGCGCGGGGGCGCCAAGGACUGCCUGCUCGCGCCCCACGCCGGCGCCCGCCGCCUGCUGCUGCUGCCCAGGUCCUACAAAGCCAAGGCGGCGGCGGCGGCGGCGGCAGCGGCGGCGGCGGCGGCCGCCGGGGCCACUUGCCUGGAGAGGUUUCAUCUGGUUAACAGCUUCUGCCCGCCUCCCCACCACCACCACCACCACCAUCACCACCACCACCACCACCACCACCGGGCCCAACAGCCGCAGCAGAAUCACCACCCCCCUCAUCACCACCGGCCGCAGCCCCAUCUCGGCAGCUUUCCCGAGAGUUGUAGCAGCGACUCGGAGUCCAGCUCCUACUCGGACCAUGCAGCCAACGACUCCGAUUUUGGCUCCAGUUUGUCCAGUUCCAGCAACUCCGUGUCCUCGGAGGAAGAGGAGGAGGAGGGAGAGGAGGAGGAGGAGGAAGAGGAGGAGGAGGAGGAGGAGGAGGGGGGCAGUGGGGCCUCGGAUUCCAGCGAAGUCAGCUCGGAGGAGGAGGACUCGUCCACGGAGUCGGACUCCAGCUCCGGCUCCAGCCAAGUGUCGGUGCAGAGCAUCCGUUUCAGACGCACCAGCUUCGGCAAGCCUCCCAGCGUGCAGGCGCAGGCCAACUUCUUGUACCAUCUGGCCUCCGCCGCCGCUGCAACCAAACCCGCUGCUUUCGAGGAUGCCGGCAGACUUCCCGACCUCAAGAGUAGUGUCAAAGCCGAGUCGCCGGAGGAGUGGAAUCUGCAGAGCUGGGCCCCCAAAGCGUCUCCGGUGUACUGCCCGGCCAGCCUGGGGAGUUGUUUCACAGAGAUAAGGAACGAUAGGGUAUCUGAGAUUACAUUCCCACACUCUGAAAUUUCCAGUACUGUAAAGAGAACUGACCUGACAAUUAACUGCUUGGCGGAGGGGGCCUCUUCACCUAGCCCAAAGACAAACAAUGCAUUUCCACAACAAAGAAUACUCCGAGAGGCUAGGAAAUGCCUACAAGCAACUCCUACUACGCACUGUGCUGAUAACAACACAAUAGCUGCUAGGUUCUUCGAUAAUGAUUCUUCAGGAGCAGCCGCAAAUUCAGAAAAAGACUCCAAAAUCCCUCAUUGUGCUGAAUUUGCUACGGAUUUGUCCUCUUCCCAAACCGCUUCUGAGGUGGAUAGAGCAGCACCAGCAGCAGCCACGAAAGCUGAGAAUCCGUGCACUAACGCGGGCGACAAGACCUUGCCAUUUCUGCACAAUAUUAAAAUCAAAGUAGAAGACAGUAGUGCUAAUGAAGAAUAUGAACCUGACCUUAUUACAAAUAAGCUUAAGUGCGAGUGCAAUGAUACAGAGGGUGAGUUUUACAGUGUGACUGAAAGUAAAGAGGAGGACGCCUUGUUAACCACAGCCAAGGAAGAAGGUUUUGCAUGCCCUGAAAAAGAAACGCUUUCCUUAAACCCACCGGCUCAGAGUCAGGGCCUCUCAUGCACUUUAGGUUCUCCAAAACCCGAGGAUGGGGAAUAUAAAUUUGGUGCCAGGGUGAGAAAAAAUUACCGGACACUAGUACUGGGAAAACGACCCGUACUUCAGACACCUCCAGUCAAACCAAAUUUGAAAUCAGCUAGAAGCCCUCGUCCUACAGGUAAAACCGAAACACAUGAAGGAACACUGGAUGAUUUUACAGUUAUAAACAGACGCAAAAAGGUAGCCAGCAAUGUAGCAUCAGCAGUGAAAAGGCCAUUUAAUUUCAUGGCAAAUUUUCCUUGUCCACCAUCACUCAUUAUUGGGAAGGAUGGGGAUUUGUGGCCGGCGUAUUCCUUAAACACCACUAAGGAUUCCCAACCUCCUCACAAAGCCCAUCCUAUAUGGAAAUGGCAGCUGGGCGGUUCUGCAAUACCUCUUCCACCGAGUCACAAAUUCAGGAAAUUUAAUUCAUAAAAGUGUUUUGGAAGAUAUUUUCUUGAACCAUAUUACCUUCCUUUUGUUGUAUAACUGCACAGGAUGGUUUGUACAAGUCCAUUAAUGUGUUACACCCCUUUUGGAGCCCUGGUUUAUCGCAUUUUGAAGACAGAAAUCGGAUUACUUUUUUUCCA
Lynx canadensis (Canada lynx) is the source of this 3019-nucleotide messenger RNA. It is a transcript of the gene SKIDA1, whose product is annotated as SKI/DACH domain containing 1. The transcript has a single exon. The record is from RefSeq and is a predicted model, not a curated record. NCBI's taxonomy places the organism in Eukaryota, Metazoa, Chordata, Mammalia, Carnivora, Felidae. Bases 114 to 2864 code for a protein of 916 amino acids.